AAAGACUUUCCACACGUAUAAAUCAAAAAAGGGCCACAGAGAUUUGCACAAAUGGCAAAUGAACAGAAGCGUAAUUUGGCAGUGAAUGCAGAACAAGGGAUUGAAAACAUUGUCAUGUUUGGGCGUACAGGGAACGGGAAAAGCGCCACCGGGAACAGCAUCGUCGGAAACCGUGUGUUCGAUUCCAAAGCAAAAGCCGCAGGAGUUACAAGGACAUGCGAGUCAUUCAUAGUUGAGACACCAGAAGGCCCGAAAGUCAACGUGAUAGACACUCCAGGUCUACUUGAUCUGACGGAGUCGGCUGACUACAUAAGUAAAGAAAUUGUUAACUGCCUACAUAAAGCGACAGGUGGUCUGCAUGCUGUACUCUUAGUCUUAACGGUGAGGAAUAGAAUGACAAAAGAGGAAGAGGUGGUACUUAGUACCUUGGAGGUCCUUUUUGGGAAUAAAAUUGUUGAUUAUCUUAUCGUUGUUUUCACCGGCGGGGAUUUAUUAGAAGAUGAUGAUGAGAAAAUUGAGGACUAUUUGGAAGGUUGCCCCGACUUCCUGAAGAGACUUCUUGAAGCGUGUGAGCAAAGACUUGUUGUGUUCAAUAACAAAACCAAGGAAGAUGAUAAAAAGAAAAAUCAAGUCCAAGAGCUUCUCCAUCUUAUUGAUAUGGUCAGAAAGCAUACGAAUAACAAACCGUAUACGGAGGCCAUGUACCUAGAGAUAAAGAAAGAGACCGAAAGACACAUGAAAGAACAAGAGGAGCUUGAAAAACAGAACCAUUCAGAUGAAAAGUUCGAAGAACUGACUAAGGAGUUAGAGCUCAUGAAUGCACAGAACCUCAAGGCAAUGUCAGAGAUGAUGGCAAAUACUAUUAGAAUGGUUACGGAAGCUCAGGAGAAGCUCGCUGAGCAAAGAGAGAAGUUGGCGGAAGAUAGGCAUGAAAAGGAGGAGAAGAGACAUCAAGCGGAAAUGAUGGAAGCGUUAAGUAGGAUGCGCGAAGAAACUCGUAGGGAAAUGGAAGAACAAAUGGCGAGGGGUCAAGGUGGUUGCAACAUUCUCUGAUCAAUCACUGUCAUUGCCGACACUUUGUGUUUCCAAGACAGAGUAUAUCUUUUAUAUUCCUAAUUUGUGGUUUUUGCUUGAUCCACGUGUCUGUUGUUCUUUUGCUUCUGUUUCAAUUUCAUUUCCUAAAAUUUGAUUAGGCCUCUAUGCGUUGCUUAAUCUCAAUCUCUGUUUGGUUUGCUGGUAUGUGUUUUUGUAAAGCCAUACUUUAUUUUAUUUGAUUU
Eruca vesicaria subsp. sativa (arugula) is the source of this 1277-nucleotide messenger RNA. NCBI's taxonomy places the organism in Eukaryota, Viridiplantae, Streptophyta, Magnoliopsida, Brassicales, Brassicaceae. The record is from the annotation of a GenBank genome assembly.